AUGGGCCCCUGUACCGCCUCCUCAUGCUGCUGCCAGGCCCGUAAUCUGCCAUGGGCCCCCGUACCGCCUCCUCAUGCUGCUGCCAGGCCCGUAAUCUGCCAUGGGCCCCCGUACCGCCUCCUCAUGCUGCUGCCAGGUCCAGAGUGUCUCAUGGGUCCCUGUACGGCCUCCCAUUGCUGCUGUCUCCAUCGCCACACUCUGCCAUGUGCCACUUUCAGGUCUCCUCACACUGCUGGUGGGUUCCAUUUUGGCAUAGGGUGCUGUAUGGCCUCCCAUUGCUGCUGCCUCCACCGCCACACUGUGGCUCCACUCUCUGGUUUUGGCCCCGUGACUGCCCAAAUGAGUGAAGUGUGCGGUGAUUCUAAGAUCGACGGCACUCAUCUGCAUGUCAUACUGACUGACAGUAUUAUUUCUCUUCCCCAGCAGACUCCAAGGGCAUUUAAAUUAAAGGUACAGUGUUCUGCACUAAUAUAA
This is a messenger RNA of Staurois parvus, 474 nucleotides long. The record is from the annotation of a GenBank genome assembly. Lineage: Eukaryota; Metazoa; Chordata; Amphibia; Anura; Ranidae.